AUGAUCUACUCCCCGAUAUCCAUCCACAUCGUCCUCAGCUUAAUAGCCGCCGGGAAGAACUGUCCCCAGUUUCUUUCUUUUCUCAAGUCCAAGUCCAUCAACGAUCUCAACUCCCUCGCCUGCGAUCUCGUCACUUCCGUUUUGGUCGAUUCACCCACUAGAGGUGGGCCACGUUUGAACUUCACAAAUGGCGUCUGGGUCGACAAGUCUGUUCCUCUGCAGGAAUGUUACAAACAGGUGGUGUUGGAUUCUUACAAGGCGGCUCUGAACCAAGUCGAUUUCAAAACCAAUAUAGAACAAGUGAGAAUUCAAGUGAAUUCAUGGGUCGAGAAAGAGACGAAAGGCCUCAUCCCUCAGAUUCUUCCUCCCGGCUCAGUCAACAGUGGGACGAGUCUCAUCUUUGCAAACGCCUUAUACUUCAAAGCAACUUGGGGCGACACGUACUUUAAUGCAUCGAAGACAAAAGAGCAUGAGUUUCACCUUCUGAAUGGGGACUUGGUUAAGGGAGUGCCUUUCAUGACCAGCAAGUAUUGUCACUCAAUCGGUACCUUUGACGGCUUUAAAGUCUUGAGACUUCCUUUCAGGACGUAUGACCAUGAUGACUUAUUAAGGGAUUGCCCACGUAACCGUAAAUACGACCCCCGGCAGUUCUCUAUGUUCUGGUUGCUUCCGGAUGCAAGAGAUGGGCUGCCGGCUCUGGCCGAGAGAGUUUGUUCCGAAGCUGGGUUUCUAGAUCGCCAUAGAUCGUGUGGGAGUGUUAGGGUGGGGGACUUCUUGAUCCCAAAGUUCAAAAUUUCUUCCAGGUUUGGAGCUUCGGCUGUUCUAAAGAAAAUGGGGCUGGGGGAUGUUUGUAAUUCAAUGGAGAUUGUUCACGAAUCUGUAAUAGAGGUUGAUGAAAAUGGCACAACAGCUGCAGCUGCAACUUGUGGUCAAUUGUGUUUUAGCUCAGGCAAACACUAUGAGCCUAAAGAAAAGGUAGACUUUGUGGCUGAUCACCCCUUCAUGUUUCUGAUAAGGGAAAACAUGACGGGAACAGUGCUGUUCAUGGGGCAGGUGCUCAAUCCUCUUGCGGGAUGA
Molecule: messenger RNA, 1077 nt
Organism: Rosa chinensis
Lineage: Eukaryota; Viridiplantae; Streptophyta; Magnoliopsida; Rosales; Rosaceae
Product: serpin-ZX
Exons: 1
Coding region: 1-1077 (358 amino acids)
Molecular function (GO): serine-type endopeptidase inhibitor activity
Source: RefSeq, a predicted model, not a curated record